Cordyceps militaris CM01 is the source of this 2118-nucleotide messenger RNA. Its product is annotated as epoxide hydrolase, putative. The record is from RefSeq and is a predicted model, not a curated record. The coding region runs from base 1 to 2118 and encodes 705 amino acids. Lineage: Eukaryota; Fungi; Ascomycota; Sordariomycetes; Hypocreales; Cordycipitaceae. The transcript has 3 exons.
AUGUUUGCCGGCUUCGAAUCCUUCAGCAUCACCACCGAGACCGUCCCCGCCGUCACCAUCUUCGGGCGUCUCCGUCGAAAUGCCACCUCUCGCCUGCCGCCGAUCCUCUUCCUGCACGGCUUCCCGCAGAGCCACCACAUCUGGGAGCAAGUCUCCUCGCAGCUCGUGCAGACCUACACGGUCGUGCUCAUGGACCUGCGCGGCUACGGGGCCUCGUCCAAGCCGGGCAAGGUGCAGCACUACGCCAAGAGCGCCAUGGCGCGCGACUGCAUCCGCGUCAUGGACGCGCUGGGCCUCGGCGGCGGCUUCUUCGUGUGCGGGCACGACCGCGGCGCGCGGGUCGCGCACAAGCUGUGCGUCGACUUUGCCGGGCGCGUGCGCCGCGCGCUGCUGCUCGACGUGUGCCCGACGCUGGCCAUGUACGCGUCCACCGACCACCGGCUCGCCGCCGCCUACUUCCACUGGUUCUUCCUCAUCCAGCCCGAGCCGCUGCCCGAGGCCAUGAUAAGCGGCUGCGCCCGCCGCUUCGGCGAGUUCUGCCUCGGCAUCGAGCGCGAGCAGGACCGCGCCGCGUUCGGCGCCGGCUGCCUCGAGUACUACCUCGCCAUGCUGGAGAGCCCCGAGACCGUCCACGCCAUGUGCCAGGACUAUCGCGCCAGCGCCACGCUGGAUCUGGACGAGGCGCGCGAGGAUCUUGCGAGGGGAAGGCUGGUUUGCUGUCCGCUGCGCGUGCUCUGGGCCGGACAGGGCGUCAUCGAGACGUGCUUCGAUCCGCUGAGGGAGUGGCGCGCGGUGACGGCGGACGGUACGGCGGUGGAUGGGCAGAGGCUCGAUGCGGACCAUUUUAUCCCGGAGAGCUGUCAUGCCACACUUGUUGUCGUCACGCACCUGGCAUCGUGGUCAUGCAGCGAGGUCAUGCAGCGCCACAAUGGCCACACUUCGGCGGCGCCCGCGGGGAAAGUGCUAUGCAUUAAUCGCAAGUCACUGGAACUGCACAUUGCCGGCAGCAGCCCUCUACGAAUCGCCAUCAUGCAAGGCGAAACAAAAAUCAUCACAUGCGCGGGAACGCCGUACGAGAUUGGCCUUGCCCAUGGCUCUGGCGCCGCAGCCGAGAUCCACGGCAACAUCGCCAUCUAUGCCGACUUCUUCCAAGACCGGGCCAAGAUCAGCUGGGCGCAAGCCCGGGAGCGCGCAUCGGCGUACCUGCCCCUCCUGUCCGCCAAGUACCCCGAGAUACUCGACGAAAUGAGGGGCAUCGCGGACGGCGCCGGCCAGGGCCUCACGAUGCCCGACAUCCUCACGCUCAACACGCGGAGCGAGCUCGGGCUCACCAACGUCGCGGACGGAUGCACCUGUCUGAGCCAGCAGGGCCCGGACGGGCGCAUCUUCCUCGCGCAAAACUGGGACUGGCUGCCGGUGCACCUCGUGGUGCUGCACAUCGUCCCCGCGACGUCGCCGCUGCAGCUCCAGUUCAUGUCCGAGGCCGGGCUCGUGGGCAAGAUCGGGCUCAACUCGGCCGGCGUGGGCACGCUGCUCAACGGGAUCCUGGCCGGCGCGCUGAGUACGGCCCGGCUGCCGAUCCACGUGCUGCUGCGCCGCGUGCUGCAGUUCGCCGCCUCGUUUGCCGAGGCGCUCGCCGUCAUGGACGCGUACGGGCUGGCGAGCACGUGCAACAUUGUCGUGGCCGACGCCCAGGGCCGCGCCGCGAGCGUCGAGUGCUCGCCGCGCGGCAACGCCGUCAUCCCCCUGCAGGGCGAGCCGUUUCCGUCGGUCGGGCACACGAACCACUUGUACGCCAUCAAUAGCCGCUUUGGUGUUGUCGAUUACCCGGAGCACAAUUCCUUCACUAGACUGGCCAGGCUGCGCGAGCUGACGAUGCUGGAUCGCGAGAAUGGCGUGCCGCCGAGCUUUGACAGCAUACGAAUGAGGCUGUGCGACCGGCAGGGCGCGCCGUACUCCAUCUGCCUGGAUGGGCCGUCCCACCAGGACGUCGGUUUGGACAGGGUGACGACGGUCAGCACCAUCAUCAUGGAGUUGAGCCGUGGAGUCGUGCAGUUGACGGUCGGAAGGCCAUGCGAUAGUCCCCCGGUCAUCGAGUGGGAAAUGAGUGUCGAAUAG